This is a messenger RNA of Bombina bombina (fire-bellied toad), 2382 nucleotides long. It is a transcript of the gene MEP1B, whose product is annotated as meprin A subunit beta. Gene Ontology annotation, molecular function: metalloendopeptidase activity; zinc ion binding; protein binding. The transcript has 15 exons. Gene Ontology annotation, cellular component: membrane. Gene Ontology annotation, biological process: proteolysis. The coding region runs from base 18 to 2174 and encodes 718 amino acids. The record is from RefSeq and is a predicted model, not a curated record. Lineage: Eukaryota; Metazoa; Chordata; Amphibia; Anura; Bombinatoridae.
UCGGGAACAGUUCAACAAUGGGCUCAGCAACAUUUCUUUUAAUUUUGCUUGUUCUUAAAUGUGUGGUUGGGUUGCCUGUUCCACAGCACAAUGAAAUUGAUGUGGAUGGAGGAAAAGACUUGGACAUUUUUGAUAUCAAUCAAAAUUUGGGUUUAGAUCUUUUUGAAGGGGAUAUUAAAAUUGAUGAGAUAAAGGAAAGAAACUCAAUCAUUGGUGACCAAUACAGAUGGCCAAUACCAGUUCCAUAUUUUUUGGAGGACAGCUUGGAAAUUAAUGCUAAAGCGCUUGUUCUGGAAGCAUUUGAACGUUACCGACUUAAAACAUGCAUUGAUUUCAAGCCUUGGGAAGGAGAACCUAACUACAUCUCUGUGUUCAAGGACAGUGGAUGUUACUCAUAUGUUGGGAACUUACGCAGAGGAAAACAACAGCUAUCUUUGGGAACUAACUGCGAUAGGAUAGCUACUAUUCAGCACGAGUUCCUUCAUUCACUGGGAUUCUGGCAUGAGCAGUCACGUUCUGACCGAGAUGACUAUGUCAGCAUUAUCUGGGAGAAGAUUCAGUCUGGGCGUGAGAACAAUUUUAAUAAAUACAAUGAUACCCGAUCCAGCGCCUUAAAUGUCCCUUAUGACUACACAUCUGUUAUGCACUAUAGCAAGACGGCUUUUCAAAAUGGCUCCGAUCCAACCAUUGUAACGAGGAUUGCAGACUUCAGUGAUGUCAUUGGACAGCGUAUGGACUUCAGUGACUAUGAUCUCCAAAAAUUGAAUCGCUUAUAUAACUGCUCGUCUUCUCUCACUUUCAUGGACACAUGUGACUUUGAGUACAAUAACAUCUGUGGAAUGAUACAAAGUUCAGGAGAUAAUGCUGACUGGGUGCAUGUAAUUAACGUUCCUACAGGGCCAAGUGAUGAUCACACACACCUGGGACAAUGCAAAGAAAGUGGUUAUUAUAUGCAUUUCAGCACUAGCACAGGUACUGCUGGAGAUAAAGCAGUAUUAGAAAGCAGACUUUUUUAUCCAAAGAGAAAUUUCCAGUGCUUGGAGUUCUUUUACUACAACAAUGGAAAUGAAAACGACAAGCUAAACAUCUGGAUAAGGGAGUAUACAGCAUCGAAUCCCAAUGGUACGCUGAGAUUUGUCAGCAGUGUAAAUGGUAGACCUGCAGACUAUUGGCAGCUCCAGCAUGUCUCACUAAAUGUAACCAACAAAUUUCGAGUCGUAUUUGAAGGCAUUAAAGGUGCAGGAAGUUCCACUGGUGGCUUUUCCCUUGAUGACAUCAACCUGUCAGAAACACGGUGCCCUCAUCAUCAGUGGCACAUAAGAAAUUUUACACAUGAGUCACAAAAAGACAAUUUUACUCUCUUUAGCCCACCUUUUUAUUCUAAUGAUGGAUAUGCAUUUCAAGUACAAAUCAGGAAGAAUCAAGAUGUCAACCCAUCUGAUCUUGCAAUAUAUUUCCAUCUUAUCUCGGGAGCAAACGAUGAUAGUCUAGUGUGGCCCUGUUCUUUAAGGCAAGCAACCAUGGUACUCAUGGACCAAAAUCCAGACAUUCGAAAACGUAUGUCAAAUCUGAGAAGUAUUACUACAGAUCCAUUCAGGAUGACAGAGAAUAAGUUUUAUUGGGAUAAACCUUCAAUGAUUGGAGUACAAGCUACAUUCCCUAAUGGAACCACAUAUUUCCGUGGACCAGGAUUGGGAACAUCUGCAUAUAUAACCCAUGCCAGGCUUCAUAGCAGAGACUUUCUAAAAGCAGAAGAUGCUAUCUUUCUUUUCUCAGUAGAUGAUGUAUCCUAUCUAAAUACAUCUCAACCAACACCCACAGUCAGUGUCAUGACAACAAAACCUUCACAGUCAAAUACGACUACAACAACACCAGUCAUUCCCACAGGCUGUGAAAAAUAUAUCUGUCAAAAUGAUGGUGUUUGUGUUGUUGAGAAUAAGACUCCAGUAUGCAGGUGUAAAGUAACUUCAGACUGGUGGUAUGUUGGAGACAAAUGUGAAAAGAAGGUAUCAAGCAAGGACACAGUUAUAAUUGCAGUUUCUUCCUCAGUCACCAUAUUUGCUGUCAUGUCAAUAGUUACCAUUGUGAGUGUGGUCUGCUUGAAGAAGAAGCACAAAAAACUAAUGAAAAACCAGGGGAAAAGCGUCACAAUGGAAAAUAUAAAUGCAUCCUAAGCUCAUUGAGUAUUAUAAUACCAGGAAAGAAAACACUGAUCUGCAGUUCUCCAUACCAGCUUCUUUUAAUCAUCUUUGUGAAUCAUAUUGAACAAGAAUAAAACAAUACCAAGACUGUAUAAUCAUGACCUCUGUAAUGUUCACAAAGCUGAUAAAUUUCAAUAAACCUUUUAUUUCAAUAAACCCUUUUAAUAAAAUCAAUCAUAAC